UUACCAGGUCAUAAAAUCCCUUAAAAAAAUUGAGAAUUUAAAGCCGAAGCAAUAGAAUCACUAAAUUAAAAACAAUGUCUAAAAUAUUUACACCUACGAAUCAAAUACGUCUCACAAAUGUGGCGAUCGUAAGAUUAAAGAAAGGCGGAAAGAGGUUUGAAAUAGCCUGCUACAAGAACAAAGUGCUGUCUUGGCGAAAUAAACUAGAAAAAGACAUUGAUGAAGUUUUACAGACUCAUACCGUCUUUACAAAUGUUUCCAAAGGACAAGUUGCAAAGAAAGAAGACUUAAUAAAGAUUUUUGCCAAAGAAGAUCAAACGGAGAUAUGCAAAGAAAUUCUGGAGAAAGGAGAACUACAGGUUUCAGACAAAGAAAGACAUUCACAGAUAGAUUCUUUAUUUAAAGAUAUUGCAACUACUGUAGCUGAUAAAUGUGUCAAUCCAGAAACAAAACGACCAUAUCCAGUUUCUAUAAUAGAGAAGGCAAUCAAAGAUGUCCACUUCUCAGUCAAUGUAAACAAAAGUGCAAAACAACAAGCUUUAGAUGUGAUACAAAUAUUAAAGAAUGAAAUACCUAUUGAAAGAGCUCAAAUGAGAGUAAGGAUAUUACUCACUGGUAAAGAUGCUCGGAAAACUAAGGAUAAAGUUGUUAAGCUUGCUACAACAGUGGAAGAUGAAAACUGGGAAUCUGGAACUGCUAACAUUGUGUGUCUUAUAGAUCCUGGCAACUUUAGAAGUUUGGAUGAAAUGAUAAGAACUGAAACAAAGGGCACAGGGCAAUUUGAAUUAUUGAAUUUGAAGGAAAUGGUUGAAGGUGACCAAGCACUUUAGUUGUAUUGUUGCAAUUUUUCUGUAUUAAAUAAUUGUAAACUAA
Messenger RNA from Bombyx mori (domestic silkworm), 873 nucleotides. It is a transcript of the gene Sbds, whose product is annotated as ribosome maturation protein SBDS. The coding region runs from base 75 to 830 and encodes 251 amino acids. Gene Ontology annotation, biological process: cytosolic ribosome assembly; ribosome biogenesis. The record is from RefSeq and is a predicted model, not a curated record. The transcript is spliced from 2 exons. Lineage: Eukaryota; Metazoa; Arthropoda; Insecta; Lepidoptera; Bombycidae.